Molecule: messenger RNA, 1479 nt
Organism: Sinocyclocheilus rhinocerous
Lineage: Eukaryota; Metazoa; Chordata; Actinopteri; Cypriniformes; Cyprinidae
Product: MCM domain-containing protein 2-like
Exons: 10
Coding region: 1-1479 (492 amino acids)
Biological process (GO): double-strand break repair via break-induced replication
Cellular component (GO): nucleus
Molecular function (GO): ATP binding; DNA binding; single-stranded DNA helicase activity
Source: RefSeq, a predicted model, not a curated record
AUGCAUCUCAUUUGCAUAUAUUAUACUGAGUUCGAGCUGCUUUCCCUAAAAGAAGCAAUAAUAAUUUAUUUAGACAGAAGUGGUGGGUUAAGUAAACACAUUGAAGACUGUAAAGUCUUUAAAGGUGCACAGCAGACAGAGGCCGUGUAUCGGUUCAGUUUUGAUGUGAAUCCCUCAGAUGUGCUUGAACUGAACGCCACACUGGGAGACUGUAUACUGCACGACCCUGUCAAAGCCAUUUCACUCUUUCAGUCAGUUUGUUAUCGGUCUAUAAAAACACUGUCACUUAUUGACCACAUACAAACAGAAAACCAGGUUAAUGUUGUUUUAAAGCCAACCCACUUGCCACCUUUUCCCAACUAUUGUUUGGAUCUCUCCGAGUUUCCCCGUGGGUAUGGUCCAAUGAGACCCUUAGCUUUGGAGGGCCUUGUAAUUGCCAUGACACGUGUCACCAAAUACACACAAGGAGCCAGAUUUCUCUGCUCAGAAGAGAAAUGCCCUUGCUCUAAAGGGUUUCAACAUAUCAGAGUUCAUGCACCAGGUGCCACAGAGUCUGCCACAGUUAGGAGCGAUUUUACCUGCUUUCUCUGCUCUUCUCCGCUGAAGGAGGAUGUGAUGUCCCGGGUUUUAGGGGAUAAACAGCUAGUUGAGCUCAUUCAUGUGAGAGCAGUGGAUGUUUUAGGAGUUCAUGAUGCUGAUUCCUUAAGAUAUCAGUCUGUCACCCUUUUUCUAAGAGAUGAACUGUGUAACUCCAUGAGAAUCGGCCAUCUGUACCGAGUUGUGGGGAUUCCAGCUCAUGUACACCAGUGGCCCAAUGUAACCUGGAGCGUAGAGGCUUGCAGCAUCCGCCCGUGGACCCCCAAAUGCCCCUGUCUGGUUAGCAACAACUUCCAGUACCUUCAGACAGCCUCGGCCUGUUCCCCAUGGAAGUUUGCUGCCAUUGUAGCCAACUCAUUUGGUUCCCCGGUGAUCCCACCUGGAAUUCACAACACAUUAAAACUGGGGCUUCUUCUUAGCUUGGUGCAAACUGAAGAUAACCCAGACUCUCCCAACCACCUGGAUGUGCUUGCUCUUACCAGUGACACUCUAAUCAUUGACAGGUUGAUGAGAUAUAGCCUGCCAUUGGCCUCGCGUGGCAUUCAUCAUGCGCUUACAGGAGAGCUGUUGGCAUCUCUAUCUAGAGAUGAACAUGGAGCCGGUACCGCCAACAUCCAUGCAGGUUCAGCUUUGCUGGCAUCUGGAGGUGUCUGUCUGUUGGGAGAUCUCACAUGCUACAAGAAAGACAAGAUGGACAUGCUUCAGUCUGCUCUCGAAUGCAGAACCGUGUCUGUUUGCAUUCCUGGCAAGAAAUAUGGUGAUGAUAUGGACCAGCACCUCUCCUUCCCAGUCCAGUGCAACUUUUGGGCCCUAGCUGAUGCUGCUUCCCCCUCCAAGAGGACAGCCAGAUGUGAUAAUGUGGUGCUGGAAUCUUAUUUAUAG